AUGGCUUCGCUUUACACCCCACACGGUGGGGAAGAAGCACCUCGUCGACCCGCCUCCGCCGACAACGAACCCGAAAGCCGAGAAACUGCAAACGACGAGACCAGAGUGCAAGUGGAUAGCGAUUCUGAUGCGGAAGACGAAGAGUACUCUCCCGAUGAUCCCGGGAUCUCAGAUCCGUCCCUAGCAGCCUACUUAGAAAGGGUGGUCUCCGAAAGGUUCGGCACCAUUCAGUCUAUGGUAGAAAGGCUCUCAGGGGUAGCUCCUCCUAUUCGAAGGAGUACGGGAGAUCCUGACAAUUAUCUCGCCCAGUACAAGCAACGUAUGCUAGCAGUAGCAAUUCGUCGGGAUGCACGGGAAGCUACCAUAUGCAAAGGAUUCAGAUCAACCUUGACCGGCCCUGCCCUCCAGUGGUAUAUCAACCUGCAUAUCAAAUCCAUCAAAUCUUUUGCAGCCCUUAGAGAUAAAUUCGUAGAGCAGCUCGCCAGCAGCCGUGACCUAGAGAAAAACUCGGAUGAUCUCUAUGAGAUCCUCCAGCAUAGGAAUGAGCCCUUUCGUACCUACAUAGCGCGCUUCAACCAAGCGAAGGUGGCUAUCCCUGAGUGUAACGCUGACACGGCUAUCUCAGACUUCAAGCGGGGUCUACUCCUGGAGGGAGAUCUUUACAAGGAGCUGAUCAAAUACAAGUGCAGGAUUAUGGAAGACGUAUUGUCCCGUGCUUGGGCUCAAGUAAGGUGGGAAGAAGAUGUUGCUAGUAGGGCCAAAGCCGGUCCGAAGUACGAUCGGAAGUCCUCCAAGCUGACUAGGAAUGAUCGUGAUGAGCCCAUUCACCCCAAGCCUGCUAGGGAAACCAGUAACCCAAGCAGGGGCAGAUAUCAACACCGCCCUUUACCUAGAUCCAAAGGGAUGAUGGUAUCCACAUGGCCCGAUAUCUCCCAUCUUGCGAUAUCGAAACCGGAACUGAUCGGUGUCCUACGACAAAUGGGUCCUCAAGUCAAGUGGCCUCCUAAGAUGAAGGCCGCAGAGGCUAUUCGAAACCCUAAGCGAUGGUGUGAGUUCCAUAGUGACCAUGGUCACACUACAGAGGAUUGCAUAGCCCUGAAGAUGGAAGUCGCCGAGAUCCUUAAGAAAGGCUAUUUAAGGGAGUUCCUCUUGGACAAGGCCAAGAACCUUAUAAAUAAGGAAGGUCCCGGUCUCCCUAUCGAAGUUGCUCCCGCAUUGCCACCGCAGCAAGAUCGGGUGAUCCAUGUCAUCUCAGGCGGAUCGGAGGUAAGCGGAAUCAGCAGUGCCGCUGCCAAGAGAAGUACUCGCAAUGCCAGGAACGACCAAGAGGCCGAGGGUCCUAAGCGCAUACUCCUCGGAACAGACGAGAUUAGCUUCACUGCAAGGGAGCAGUAG
Raphanus sativus (radish) is the source of this 1395-nucleotide messenger RNA. RefSeq lists its product as uncharacterized. The transcript has 2 exons. NCBI's taxonomy places the organism in Eukaryota, Viridiplantae, Streptophyta, Magnoliopsida, Brassicales, Brassicaceae. Bases 1 to 1395 code for a protein of 464 amino acids. The record is from RefSeq and is a predicted model, not a curated record.